AUGGACCCAAACCAAAAUCCAAGCUUGAAAGCGUAGCAUAAGCGAGCGAGGAGCCAGCUGUCAAAGCGAAGUCCAUGGCCCAAUUCCUGAACCUACCGCGCCCUCCGCCUCCAGCAGCCGCCGUAAACUGCCGGUCAUCGACCCGUCCCGACUGCUCCCCACGUCUACGUGGCGACGGCUGGGCUUCUGUGCGCCGCGGCCUCGACUCCAACGGCAGAUUCACUUGCCUCUUCUCGGAUAAUCGGAGGGAGGAACAAGCGAGGAAAGCUUUAGAAAGUGCACUUGGUGGAAAGAAAACUGAAUUUGAGAAAUGGGACAAAGAAAUUAAGAAGAGAGAGGAGGCAGGGGGUGGAGGUGAUACUGGUGGAGGAGGCUGGUUUAGAUGGGGAAGAUGGUUUGGUGGAUCCAAUGAUGACAACUCUUGGCAGGAAGCACAGCAAGCAAGUCUUGCUGUCUUGGGUAUUAUACUUAUGUAUCUCAUAAUAGCGAAAGGUGAGGUGAUGCUUGCUGUUGUUUUCAACCCCCUGCUGUUUGCUUUGCGAGGAAUGAGAAACGGAUUGACUUUUAUAACAUCAUGGAUUUUGCGAACGGUAGCUCCCGCUAGUCAUGUCAAUUUUGAGAACAUCCGAAGGGAGGAAGUCCACACCCACAUUUCUGCCAAGGAAAGAGUAGUGAGAAAAUGGGGAAAUGAAUAGUAGUUUCAGGAGCUGACAUUCUCCUCAUCUAUUCUGUCAAUUCAAUAUAUUGCUUUUGGAUGUCGAAUGAAAAUUUUGCCCCUUCUUUUUAUGUGAUGGCUAAGCAUAUUGGUUUUUGUCCA
Messenger RNA from Diospyros lotus (date-plum), 817 nucleotides. RefSeq lists its product as uncharacterized. The record is from RefSeq and is a predicted model, not a curated record. Bases 75 to 695 code for a protein of 206 amino acids. The transcript has 3 exons. Lineage: Eukaryota; Viridiplantae; Streptophyta; Magnoliopsida; Ericales; Ebenaceae.